Messenger RNA from Penicillium robsamsonii, 633 nucleotides. RefSeq lists its product as uncharacterized. The coding region runs from base 1 to 633 and encodes 210 amino acids. The record is from RefSeq and is a predicted model, not a curated record. Gene Ontology annotation, molecular function: acyltransferase activity, transferring groups other than amino-acyl groups. The transcript has 2 exons. NCBI's taxonomy places the organism in Eukaryota, Fungi, Ascomycota, Eurotiomycetes, Eurotiales, Aspergillaceae.
AUGGCACCAAAGCCUAUUCAUAAUGAAUCCCACGACAUUGCUAUUGUGCGAGCCACGGUAGACGACGCUCCAGCAGUCCUCGAUAUCUUAGAUGCCACAGUCAGUUGGCUGGCAUCGCAUGGUAGAGUUGGGCAGUGGGGAACAUCACCGUUUUCGGAGAACCCACGACGCACUGAACAACUGAAAGAAUUUGCAACAACCGGCCAUGGCCUUUGGGUCGCCGUCAAGGUUGCUGAUGGCUCGCCAAUGGACGAAAAUCGACCCUCCGAUUCACUCCCCGAAACUAUGAACGGAGAAGCUCCGCGGUCCAUCAUAGGGGCACUUGCUAUUGGAGAGAAGAUGCCUUACGUGACAGCUGUCUCUGAGCCUGAACUUUAUGUGCGAUUAUUAAUCACGGAUCGACGAUACGCUGGUAAGGGGAUUGGCAAACGUCUUCUGGACCAUGCACGUGAGGUUGCCAAUGGGAUUGGAGCCUCCUUGCUACGGGUGGAUUGCUAUGCAGGUGACGAUGGCAAACUGGUUCAAUAUUACGAGUCUCAAGGAUUUAAGCGAUUUGAAACUUUGAAUCUCGAAGGAGGGUGGCCUUGUCAAGUGCUUGCUCAACAUUUACAUGAGGCGAAGAAGGGAGAAUAG